UUAGUUUUCGAGGAGGAAGAAACAUCUGGAGAUGAAAUCGAGAAGUUGCGGAACAUGAAAUUAAGCCGUAUUUAUUGGAACCACCGACACUGGGGCGAUAUGUCUGAUGCUGAGGUGUCCGAUGACAAACACAUGGAGAUGAAGACUGGUCAGUACACAAAAUGUGUUAACAAUACAAUAUGUAAAUAAGACAUGAACUACUGUGUUCUGUUGUCCUGUUGCUAGCUUCCUAACAUCCAAAAUGCGUUUAUGCUGUGCUUGUAAAGGUGUUUCUUCAUAGCAGUCUUUAGUGAAAUGAACACGAGGCGGUGGUCCAUAUCACAUAACAAAGAAAUUAGCACGUGCUUUGUUCUCCUCACAUCCAUAGCUCCACCCGGGAUUGCUCACAGCAUGUAUCCGCUUACAACAUUUUCAGCACUUUCCUCGGCAGCCACGGCGGGUGGUUUUCGUACUUGCUUCGUUCAUUGUAGUCUAAACCUUACUUUUUUUGGAAACGAAAACAAACUUACAUUAUCACUCGUUCACUGUGAACAGCCAGCGGCAACACGUUUUGACAUGACUACUAUUCUGAUGAAAAAUAUACCGAACAAAGUCUGCUAAGACGAGAGGCGUCCCUUCCGCCGACGUCACUUCGGGAAACGCCCCAUUUCCGAGACGGCUAUCAGAAAAAUUUCCCGCCACAUACUUUAAAUAUAAUUUUUACUAAUUUAACAUCCGCUUUAAAAAAAAUGAACAAAGUAGCACAUAACUACAAACAUUAUAGAACAUAUUUAAGCAACAUUGAAAAAUCCUGUCAGUGACCCUUUAAUGCACCUUUUUAUCACAGCUCACUGGUGAAUCCUUUUAGGCUUUUUCCUGCACUGACAGUGUAUGCAUGUAGGGCUGACCACAUAACACAGAGAGGUCACAGAGUGCAGAUGUACUCAGCAGCUAACAAAUAACCGCAUCAUAUUGGAGUGAAAAACACAACCUGAGCAAGAAUAAAUGUCAAUAAUAAACACCACUACAAACUACUGUACAAUCACAAUGACAAGCAGAAUUCUUGUUAGGGCAUCUUUGGUGUGGAACCCGGGCCUGGCUAUGACGGAGUCAGCUACACCCUCUCCAUACUCUGCCUAUCACGCACACUGGUGCUGGGCUUCCACAGUCGAGAAGCUCUCCAUGCCUGGGACGCCCAUGUAUGCUACAGCUUGGGAGAAGGCAAGUUGUUGGGAAAGGCGUUAUGUUGAAAGUAUUGCACAUCUUUUUUACCGCAAUGUAAUCCUGUGUUACAGUUGUUCAUUUAACUGUAGUUUUAUGCUGAUACAAUUUCAUGUACGUAUUUUGUCUUCAAGUGUAACUGUCUGUCUGUGGUAUCACCCUGCAGUCCACAGAUUCAGUGUCAAUGUGGAGCCAGGUACCAAAGUGGAGAGUGGCCCCGCCUCUCUCCACCUGUCCAACGACCUACUAGCCCUCACCAGAGGUCUCCCUCCUGUCAUCAUUGGCCACUGGAAGUUGUCUGCAUUGCGUAGAUACGGUGCUGUGCCAAACGGUUUUGUGUUUGAAGGCGGGAGUCGCUGCGGAUACUGGGCUGGAGUCUUCUUCUUGUCCUGCUCAGAGGGGGAGCAGAUCAGUUUUCUGUUUGACUGCGUCGUCGCCGGCAUCACCCCCUGCAGGGUCCCGCAUGGGGUGCGGCCUUCCCUGCCAGACAAUCUCAGCACUGUUCCAGCAUCAGCAGAAGAACGGAUCAAGCAGGAGACUUCAGAGCUGGAGAAAAGACUCAGCAUGCUGUCUACUUGCAGUCUAGCAAGCAGUGCAGCCUCCACGUACAGCUGCAGCACAUCUGUUGCCGGGGAUGACCGCAGUAGCAUCUCCAGCUCCUCUUCGGGCCAAUCGGACACAAGCUACGGGAGCAGACUUCCUUUUUGGGUGGAACCGUUGGCUAAGUUGCACCUCCCCAGCGAGACAGCGUCAAGCUCAUCCACGCUAAAGGCCUUGACCAAUUCGGAUGACCGUCUCUAUGCUGCUGUGAUGGGAUGCUGUGCUCCGUCCUCCACCCAGCUCCAUCCUCGUGGUCUCCAUGACAGCGGGCGUCAGAGCUCGCUAGACAGUGGCAUUGGAAUAGCGACCGGGAGCUCAGGGAGCUUCUCUUCCUGUACAGGGAGUCUGGACAUGGCCAUUCAGGGAGCAGGAGAGGAGUUUGGCUCCAUGACCAGUCUGCCUGCUUCUACUCCCUCUGCUCCUCAUAGUCUCAAUCCUCCACUUUCACCUUCCCAGGCCACACCUUUCCUGGAGCACACUACUGCACCCUCUUUUGCCUCUAGGUGCAGCUCUCAAGCCUCUCAGAGACUUAGUGAUGAGUGCCAGAAUCCGAGCCUACUUAGAUUGCGCUAUGAUAUCCCUCGGAGUCUUCUCCAGAAUCGGACUUUGAGGAACACCUCAGCUGUUAACGGAGCCCCAUCUAGGCAGGGCAGGCACAACAUGGUGGUUGCUGAUUGGGUUGGAAGUCAGGAACAAGGACUGACCGAAAGCUCUACAGCAGCUAAACUUCAGCGCCAGGCUUUGGUGCAGCGCUCGCUCUCCUGGAGCAGUGAGACAGCGCCCCCUGUGGACAAUGGAGAGAGGUCUACCACCCAGCAGCCAUUGUUUCUGGGGGAAAGACAGUGCUUGCAUGGUUUUGAUAACUACAUUACACCUGAGCAGUGGUGGUCUGCAAGGAGCAGAGGUUUGAUGAUGCAGGUUGGCAACUCCUCAUCAGGUCCACGGCCUUCUGCAGAUACACCAGACUCCCUCCUGCGUGUGAGAGAAGAACACCAUGACUGUCAGGAUGUGGAUCUUUCCUCUGUACCAGCCUCCCCCCAUCUGCCCGUGCCGCUGGGCAUGGCCAGGCCAAAGUCAGCAUGUGGCAUGUUCCAGCCUAAAAGUGAUGUUCCAAAAGCUGCCCCCUGGGACACCGGGCACCGCUAUGACAGCAGCCUCAACUAUGUCAGCAUCCCAGUCAUCCCUCCAACUGCUAAAGCUAACGUAGACCUGUCACAGCCAGUCCCACAGGAGUCCACUUUAUCUCCAGUUUCUAGUCCCAGCUGUCCUGUCACAGAAGACAGAUCCAUCGGGUACGCCCACAUCAACAACGUUGUCAUAGAAACAGCUCCAAGAAUGGGGGUGGAGCACACUCAGGGCAGCCAAGUGACUCAGAUGGACAGCAGGCGGUGAGGGCCACCACACUAACUUGCUACACCCAAGUCCGUCCUUUUUCUCUCAAGUCUCACAAUAAGCUCAACUUCUCCCCAACUGUUGUCAUAUUCCACAAUAAAAGCUCUUGGAGAACAAUCCAUUCCAAAGACAAAGUCAAAAAUAGGAAAUGUCUGGGAAAGCUGUUGUGUGGACGCUUAUAGAUUUUAAUUCAGGAGUGCAGUGCCAUCCCAGCAUAUGUUAAUAAUCCUGUAUUUUCCUUGAAGACUUAUAUACAAUUAUUAUUAUUAUAUUAGUCUUUUUGGCUGCAUGGCACUCCUAUCGGCUCAGAAGCGGUAAAUAUAGAAAUGUCGCCAUUUAUAUUGGUUUAGCUUGUUUGGGUGCACUGCCUCAUAAAGCCCCUCCCCACGAGCCCUGGUGUCAUACGUCUGACUUUUUGGAGGAAAUCAUUCCGCAUCAGAGCUUCAAAGCAUUAGAGUGAAAUAAGCAGGUAAUCUCAGGUGCAAAGUUCAUGAAUCUAGUGGACCUGGGGAGAGCGAUCAGGCAGCCAGUAACAUUUAUUCAUCACAGUAAUCGAUGCCUCUGCCUGUGGUCUGGAAGAGGCCACAAACUGAUGAAUUGUAAAGCACCGCGCGUGUGAUCCAAUUUCCUAGCCCCCUCUUGAUGGCAUUGAGACAAAUUGGCUAAUAUUUGACGCCAAUUUACUUUUAUGGGACUUGUGUGUCUGAGGAGAACGCUUAUGAUGCUGAGUCACAGGGAGUCAGUAUUUUCAUGUCACCGCAGGGACGGAUUACCUCAGAAGGGUUGUAAAUAGCAAAAUGCUUUUAUUUAUGCCAAGUUGAUAUGAAGUAUAUUUAACUAUAUUUUUUAAAUAAUAAUGUUUGUAUGUUGUUGUAUGCCACAUAUUUCAUGAAAUAUUAAAGAUUGGUGCA
Molecule: messenger RNA, 4103 nt
Organism: Dunckerocampus dactyliophorus (ringed pipefish)
Lineage: Eukaryota; Metazoa; Chordata; Actinopteri; Syngnathiformes; Syngnathidae
Gene: dok7b
Product: docking protein 7b
Exons: 10
Coding region: 985-3192 (735 amino acids)
Biological process (GO): neuromuscular junction development; positive regulation of protein tyrosine kinase activity
Molecular function (GO): protein kinase binding
Source: RefSeq, a predicted model, not a curated record